Lotus japonicus is the source of this 1642-nucleotide messenger RNA. Its product is annotated as F-box/FBD/LRR-repeat protein At1g80470-like. Gene Ontology annotation, molecular function: protein binding. Bases 72 to 1235 code for a protein of 387 amino acids. The record is from RefSeq and is a predicted model, not a curated record. The transcript is spliced from 4 exons. NCBI's taxonomy places the organism in Eukaryota, Viridiplantae, Streptophyta, Magnoliopsida, Fabales, Fabaceae.
AUUAUGUAAUUAGUUUAUAUUCUAAAAAGAGUGUAUGGGUGAGGGUUAAGAGAGAGAGAGAGAGAGCAGAAAUGGCGAUGGAAGAUGGAAUGAACGAAGUACCAGAUGAAAUAGUUGAACACAUUCUUUCAUAUGUGGAGACGAAGGAUGCAAUGCAAUGCAGUGUUCUCAGCAAAAGAUGGAGGUCUCUUUGGCGUGCUCUUCCCGUUCUCAACUUCGAUAGCGCCUCUUUCACUCACUACUCUUCCUUCGCUAAUUUCGUUCUCCAUGUUCUUCACUCUUCCACCUCUCUCACCCUCACCCACUGCAAAUUCUGGUUCGACAUCUCUAACCCUAUCUUCUGCUGUCUUCAAAUCUGCAUCGAUCGCCAAGAUCUCUGUGAGGGUCUUGUCAGAAUGUUCAUCCACCACGUAACUACCCAUGGCGUCCAGCAUCUCACCCUCUUGUUCCCGCGUAUUGUUGAUGAUUUGCCCCUUCUUUUCUCUUGCCAAUCCUUGCAACACCUUCAACUCUUCGAGCUCAUCAUUCUUCCCGAUUGCUGGGGUUUCGCCUCCCUCACCACUCUGCAUCUUGUUCGCUGCUCCUUCAUGGUCGAUUGGGAUUACGGGGUCGGGGACCUUCAAAGUUACGAUUCUAGUGAUGGUUCCUUCGACCCUUUUGAGAAUUUUGUGAAUUUGACCCAUUUGUUGAUAUCUGAUUGCCGAUUCCCAUCUAAAGUUCGAAUCUUAGAUAUACGUGCUCCUCACCUCACUAACCUUACAAUAUCCAGUAUGGAACACGUUCGAAACAUAUGCCCGGAUUGUAAGAUCAUUGUCGCUUCCCCGACACUUACAACCUUCAAUUUUGUUGACUCCCAUGUUCUGCAGCUCUUCCUUGUUGGCUCUUGCUCCAUUGAGAGGGCUCAUCUUGAUGUUGCUGUUACUGGUUACCAAGUACCAAAACAUGAUUUCAUUUCUCGUUUGAUUGACAUGUUUUGGGCGAUUGGGGAUGCCAAGGAUGUCACAUUAUCUUUUCAAACUAUAAGUAUUCUUUCCCAGUUCCCUGCUGAAUUGCGCCAUCCUUGUCCUUUUACUGGAAUGCAAAUUUUGAGAGUGAAAGUGCUAAAUGAAUCAUGCUCCACCACCAUGUCCAUACCUGUUGAGGUCUUAAACUUCUUGUUGCAAGGAUCUCCUACCAAAACUUUCAAGGUGGAGGCCAUAAAGCAAAUGGCAAGGAGUAGCAUUGGAGGGAAUUGACUGCUGAUUUUUACAAAUUUAAAAGGUGGCAAGGCACUGCAUGUGUGUUUGAUUAUUAAGAAGAGACAAAUCCAUGUUUCCUCAUUUUGGUGAUUAGAUGGGUUUGGUUGUGAAUGUGUUCCAUAAGCUGGUUUUAAGAAGGUUGUUCAAUCAAGUAUAGGUGGAAGAAUUGGUGAAGAAAUACUUUGGUCGCCACACUAAAAAGAAAACUAGUUUAAACAUCAUCUUGAUCUGUAGUUUUAGUGUUUCAGUAAAACUAUGAUUAUGCAGUUAUUGUUAAACAAUUAUUGGUACUGGGACUUGGUGAAAGCUGUGAGGAUUGAAUUAUAUGGUAUCAUGAUUUUCCCUAUAAGUUGUAAUGUGCAAACACCUCCAAGUUGCACUUGAUAGUUCAUUCUUUUUUUUCA